AUGGACGCCUCCCUCCGGUACUUUUAUCGUUUUCAAGAUACUCCUUCCGCGGUUGCAGAUGUGGAAGAGAAGCUGCUACUCCUCAACCAGAUGCUAGACACCCUCAAGGAUCACUUAUCGUUGGCUCAGCAGCGCAUGAAGAAGUAUGCGGAUGCGCAUCGUCGUGAGGUGACCUUUGCUCUAGGGGAUCUAGUGCUCUUGAAGCUACGGCCUUACUUUAUGAAGUCCCUGGCCCGACGUCCACAUGAGAAGCUGGGGCCACGUUUUUAUGGACCGUUUAGGCCGUUCACGGCGACCUGCGAAGCUCAGCUCAGAUCUAGAAGGGAAGGGGGUUGUUGGGCGAACUCUUGGGGAAGAUCUGAUUUAACCAAAGGACGUUAUUGGUCUGGAGGAGGACUGCGGCAACAGAUGUUUGUGGAGCUGAAGGAAAUGGGCGGAAGCAGUAGGCCUUCAGAAUCUUUCAAGACAAAUGAACAGUCUGCGGAGAAAAAGAAAGGCUUUGCAGAUUGGAUGAACUUGAUAAAGCCUGCCAACGAGGAGAAAGAUCAUUGGGUCCCAGAUGAAGCAGUUUCAAAGUGUACAGCAUGUGGAACAGAUUUCGGGGCUUUUUUGCGUAAGCAUCAUUGCCGAAACUGUGGAGACAUUUUCUGUGACAAGUGUACCAGUGGCAGAAUUGCUCUAACUGCAGAUGAGAAUGCUCAGCCUGUUCGUGUGUGUGAUCGCUGCAUGGCUGAAGUAACUCAGAGGCUGAGUAAUGCCAAGGAAGCCGCAAAUAAACCUGCGGGAUUGCAGAGUCAUGAGGAUCUUGCUAGGAAGCUUCAGGAGGAGAUGGAAAAGAACCGCAAGUCAUCUUCAGGAUCGAAGUCCGACGGGUCUGGGAGGCGGAUGAGAGAAGUUGCCUGUCCAAUUUGCACCGUCCAUUUACAGGUUCAAGUUCCCAGCUCGGGUUCGGAAACCAUCGAAUGUGGAGUUUGCCAGCACCCAUUUCUUGUCAGUGCUCAUUGAUCUCUACAUUUUUUUUAAUGGCUUGAGGAAGGUCCCGAGUUGUUAUUUACGGAUUUUCCAGUUGAAUUUGUUCUAGAGGUUUACAUGCUCUUUACUAAUAAUUUGCUACGUAUGCAUAUCAUUUGCGUAUCACCUCCCGUGGUUUGUUUUGACCUGAUGGCAGUUGCUUCACAUUUUUAGUGUGUAAAUUAAGAUUUUAUUGGGAAGCCCCAUCAUCUGGGCCACCUUUUCUUUCUUUUAAUGUAAAUCGACUUAUCUGUGGAUAUUAUACAUGUAAAUUUGCUUACUUACUAAUAACUUUUACUUGCUAA
This is a messenger RNA of Morus notabilis, 1316 nucleotides long. RefSeq names its product protein FREE1. The coding region runs from base 1 to 1005 and encodes 334 amino acids. The record is from RefSeq and is a predicted model, not a curated record. Gene Ontology annotation, cellular component: ESCRT I complex; late endosome membrane. Gene Ontology annotation, molecular function: metal ion binding; ubiquitin binding. The transcript has 9 exons. NCBI's taxonomy places the organism in Eukaryota, Viridiplantae, Streptophyta, Magnoliopsida, Rosales, Moraceae. Gene Ontology annotation, biological process: multivesicular body assembly; intralumenal vesicle formation.